Molecule: messenger RNA, 1596 nt
Organism: Pochonia chlamydosporia 170
Lineage: Eukaryota; Fungi; Ascomycota; Sordariomycetes; Hypocreales; Clavicipitaceae
Exons: 2
Coding region: 1-1596 (531 amino acids)
Source: RefSeq, a predicted model, not a curated record
AUGAAAGGGAAAGCACUAGGCAUCGUUCAAGUCCCCUUAUCGAACAUACUCUGCGGAGAUGGCCGCGGUGCCGAAAGGACCAGAAUCGACCCAAAUGGACGUCGAAUUGUUGUAUUUAUCGGCAACUCAGAUAUUCCCGCAGUCUUAAGCAAGCUGCGUCUCACUGAGCUGCAGUUGGAGGCAGCCAACGCGGAGAGCAACUACCCUCUACUCAGCAGCCAAGCUGUGUGGUUUACGGGGUUGCGGAGUUCUCUCACAGAAGCUCACAGAAUGAACCCACUCCUGCACCUGACAGCUCACCUGUACUCCGCAGAUCUCUCCGAAAAUCCAUCGUCUGACGGACACACUUACACAAAGCUUCGCAAGUGUCCUGCAGACGGAGAUCAAGCAGCACAACAGUACGCAGCACUAUCACGGGCAAAACGGAGAGGUUUGAAGGCAUUAUAUUGGCAGCCAGAAGUUGGCGCUGCUCUGAACGCCUUGGCUGUAUUUCCAGGGAUCAUGCACGACCUUUGUCUCACUGACUGGCCAACGGAAAUCGCCCCUCAUCUCCAAAGACAAGUCGUUGCACACCUCAACCAUGUACACGCCGUUUGGUGGUAUAUUACUGGAGGUGACCCUGUCCUCCAGCAAAGCGCUGACAUCACUACGGUGAGAGCGUUAGAAGGCCGUGCUCCUGCACGGAGUCGGUCGGACUGUGCUCGGGUCCGCGAGGCCUUCGAAAGUGAGAUUGCCUUCCGCGGAAUAACCGAUCCAAAGAGACGUCGCGCAAUGAUGCAAAGAACUUGCAAUCUACUCGUCAUGAUACCAAGCUUGAGAUCUUUUCACGCGAACAUGAGGCACCUUUGUGUCAUUGACCGGAUACUCCGAACGUACCUAAUUCCCCAUGAUUUGGAUGAACCUGCCGAAGAAAAGGACCGGUCGCUUCGCUGGAAGUUGAGGCGGUUUUGGACGAGGCCAGCGCCGUACUUGGAAGUCCGGGAAGGGGAACUGCAAUUGACCGUGGGUCGAUCUUCGUUCGACCAGGCAUACAAGCAGCUGGUCUUAGCUGCGCUUCGUCACUUCCCAUCAUUAGAACAGCCCGCCGACCCUGAUUAUGUUUGCCGUUUUCAGCAGCAGGCAUAUAUCCUUGGCUUUCGUAACAAGUGUACUGACGAGGCAAUGUGUGUAACGGUUCCGUCUCCGUCGCAAGGCACGGCACCCGUGCAAAACCAAUUGGACGAGCCCAUGCUCUUGGAGCCAGUACACCUACGAUGGGGGCGUCCGAGUACGAAGCUCCUCAAAUCAGUACAGGCCUCGGCAUUUCUUGAGGGAAAGACCAAUAUCAUCCCCAGCGAAGAAGGGCUAACUGUUCGAUUUUUGUUGAAUGACCUUUUCGAUCGUUUUCUGAGUCGUGUGUUCGAUAUUGAUAGGGAUGUUGUUCUAAUAAGCAGGGGGAUGAGCACAGCCUGGCGAUAUCGAAGCUCAACUGGUCCACGGCGUCAUAUCACUUCCCAGCGAAGGCGGCAAAGGUCAACGUUCGUAGGGCCAAGAAAUUAUGGCUCAGAACACACAAGAGAGAGACAGUUGGAUGUCAACGAGGAUGAUGUCCGCUAA